This is a messenger RNA of Gastrolobium bilobum, 1581 nucleotides long. Its product is annotated as cell division protein FtsY homolog, chloroplastic. Gene Ontology annotation, cellular component: membrane. Gene Ontology annotation, biological process: SRP-dependent cotranslational protein targeting to membrane. NCBI's taxonomy places the organism in Eukaryota, Viridiplantae, Streptophyta, Magnoliopsida, Fabales, Fabaceae. Gene Ontology annotation, molecular function: GTP binding; GTPase activity; ATP hydrolysis activity. Bases 65 to 1189 code for a protein of 374 amino acids. The record is from RefSeq and is a predicted model, not a curated record. The transcript has 12 exons.
UUAGCUCAGUCUAUCUUCUUCUUCUGGUUCAGUGAAUACAGAGUGUGAGUACUGAGUAGCAGAAAUGGCUUCUUGUUCUUCUUGUUCUGCUUCAUUCGCUAGCUUCUCUAUUAUCUCGAGACCUUAUUCCCAACCGCAAUUUAUCCUCCUCAACUCUCCUCAUCGAACCGGAACCCCUCAUUCUCGACCCGGUUCAAGUCGGUUCAGAUGCUCGGCUGGUCAGACCGGGUUCUUCACUAAAAUCGGCCGCUUGAUAAAGGAGAAGGCGAAGAGCGAUGUGGAGAAGAUCUUCUCCGGUUUCACCAAGACACGCAACAACCUCGCCGUCAUCGACGAACUCCUCCUCUAUUGGAACCUAUCCGACACCGACCGAGUCCUCGACGAACUCGAAGAGGCUCUUUUAGUGUCUGAUUUUGGGCCAAGAAUCACUGUUAAGAUAGUGGAGAAUUUGCGCGAGGACAUAUUGUCCGGGAAGCUUAAAUCAGGGAACGAGAUAAAGGAAGCGCUGAAGAGGAAUGUUUUGGAAUUGUUAACCACCAAGGGGAGUAAAACUGAACUUCAACUUGGAUUCAGGAAACCAGCUGUAAUAUUGAUAGUUGGUGUUAAUGGUGGUGGGAAGACAACAUCUUUAGGAAAGUUGGCCUAUAGAUUGAAGAAUGAAGGGGCUAAGAUAUUGAUGGCAGCCGGUGAUACAUUUAGAGCAGCUGCUAGUGAUCAGCUGGAAAUAUGGGCUGAAAGGACUGGGUGUGAGAUUAUUGUGGCUGAAUCUGAGAAAGCCAAAGCAUCAUCAGUGCUUUCACAGGCUGUAAAAAAGGGAAAAGAGCUAGGUUUUGAUAUCGUAUUAUGUGAUACAUCUGGACGUUUACACACCAAUUACAGCCUAAUGGAGGAGUUGAUUUCUUGUAAAAAGGCUGUGGCUAAAGUACAACCUGGCGCUCCUAACGAGAUCCUACUGGUUCUGGAUGGGACUACUGGUUUGAAUAUGUUGCCACAAGCGAGAGAGUUCAAUGAAGUUGUGGGUGUUACUGGUUUAAUUUUGACCAAACUGGAUGGUUCUGCUAGAGGUGGCUGUGUGGUAAGUGUGGUUGAUGAGCUUGGAAUCCCUGUAAAAUUUGUGGGUGUUGGUGAAGGCGUUGAAGACCUUCAACCCUUUGAUGCUGAGGCCUUUGUCAAUGCCAUUUUUAUGUAAACCUAUAUUAGGGUUUGAAUCAUUUAGUAGCAGAACAGCUUGACAUGAAUAUGCAGAGCAACAGCAGGUCACAGUGAAGAUGACAUUUUACUAUGAAGCCGUUCUAGGGAGAGGCCAAGCAUUGCGAAAUCAUGUAAAUGAUUUUGAGGUGCAGAGCUGUUGUUGAUUUCGAAGCAUGCUGAGUGUAUAUAGUCCUUUUUCAUGCUCUGUGGCUGGCAGUUUCUGACAAUGCAAAUGAGAGAUAGAGUUUAGAACUGAAGGAUUUUAUUGUGGUGUGCAUGUAAAUGAUACUACGGAAAAUGUAAUCAGUAAACACAUGCUCCAUUGUCUGUCAAUAUCUGAUUAAUGAUGUUAUUUUUCUUUUUUUCGACUUCUCAAUGAGGUUUCCUAUU